Messenger RNA from Cebus imitator (Panamanian white-faced capuchin), 2076 nucleotides. RefSeq names its product translation initiation factor IF-2-like. The transcript is spliced from 2 exons. Lineage: Eukaryota; Metazoa; Chordata; Mammalia; Primates; Cebidae. The record is from RefSeq and is a predicted model, not a curated record. The coding region runs from base 1 to 1122 and encodes 373 amino acids.
AUGGGAAGCCCGAGAGUCGGGGGAGGGGAGGCGCGGAGGCGGAGAAGGGAGAAGGGACGGGGGGAUCCGAGGAGGCCUGGGAAGGGCAAGGAGGCGCGUUUUCUCCGCCAGGCAGCGGCGGGAGGAGGGGCUGCAGGUGCGGAGAGGCGCAGGCUGCGCGCCGCGGCGCCCCUGCGGAGAGGGGCAGAGAACUGCAGCACGCCCGGCUCCGCUGCCCGUGCCCGGUGGGGUCCAGCCGCGAAGCCCCGCGCUCAGGGUCCCGACCGCCCGCGUCCUCUCCGCAGGCCUGCGCCGCCUCCUGCUCCGGGCCGCGGCGUCUCGUGCCUGCGCGGGGCUAGCGUGGGCGCCGGGGCCGCAACCGGCGCGCGCGACGCGAGGGGGCCCGCGGGGGCCCUGGGGGCCAGGGCGGCGUCCCGGCCAGCGGCGAACGCGCUCCGACUGCGGCCGCCGCCAGCUGCCUGCCCGGCCGCAAGGGCGGCAGCGGCAUUACCGCCGACCGCCCGGGGUGAGGCGCCCGCGCCGGGCCCGAGGACACAAGGCGAUGAGCGACCGGGCGACGCGCGCUGCGGACAGAGCCAGGGAGCCCGAAGAACAGGAGGCCGAGCGCCGUCGGAGCCGCGUCUAGUUGGAGAAAGAGGCGGACGUGAAAGGGCAGGGGAGCCGCGGAGGAAAACCGGGACCGGCAGGCGCGUCCGGAGACCCCCGCGGGCUCCGCGCGCUCGCUGGGAACUCAGCAGGCGGCGCUGCGCCGGGCCGAGGAAAUCUGGAGGCCCCCGCCCUCCCCGCGCCCGAAACACCGUGCGUCCUGAUAGGCCGGCGCCAAGCAGCACCCUCCCCGCGCCGGCCGCACCGGGGCCCAGCCGCCUCCUGCGUCACCGCAGCCCCCGCCCGCCCGGGGACCCCGCAGUGGCCGCGCGGGUGGAGGCUGAGGGACGCCUUGCAAGCCUCGCAUACAUUCUGCCCUGCGGGUACAUAAUGAAGGUUGAUGUACCCGAAAGGGAAUGGGCAUCUCCAAAAGAGGACUUCGUUGGUAUUUCCUUCCAAAAUCCUCCCUCGGCGAACAAGGUGUAUUUCCGACCUGGAUUAAUGCAUCCCCCCGAAUCCCCCUCCACCUUCUUGUAAGAAACAGUGUCAGGAUGUGGCCCGGGCCUAUGUGCAUCUCUUAUACUCGGACUUGCCUUCACUGUUGAAGGUGAAUCCUGGGUCGUCCUCGCUGUAUUUAGGCGGGGCUGAGAAGACUUCUGGGCAGCCGGUUAGGCCCUUGAGGGCCUCAGCCCCAUCUAGCUUCGGUAGGGUGGCUUCAUCCACCUCCUAGGCCGUGGUCUACCCUUUGUUCAAAUGUUUCUUACUGCUUGCUGAAUUUUUCCAGGUCCUUAGCUGUAUCACAUUGGUCAAACGUGUGUGCGCAGGUGUUUCCUUUUCAACUAAUCAGGAAGUGGCGGGAUGCCCUACUGCCAUUAUUUGUUCAGUAUUUCCAGAUGGAACUGUCGUUGAUAGCCAAUAAAUUUGGCCCGUUUUUAUCAGGAUGUCCAUGCCCUAGAUCGUCUUUGAGAUAGUGCAAUGUGGAGCCUGAAACACCUACUUCGUAAACCCAAGCCUUUCAUUAAUAUUAGCUGUGAGACCUGUGGAAGCUAGUACUUUGUGUGAGCCUGUUUUCUCCACCCUCAAACAGUAGAUAUAAUACCCCCUAGCAAGGCUGUGAGAUUCAAUGGGUAACUGUGUGUAAUGCUAAGCAUGGUGUCUGGUAAGAGAUUCUCUUAUAUCCCAUUAGUUCACUAGGUGGAAUCACCAAGUUCAAAUUCAUUGUUUAAUAUUUUGUUUGUUGGAGUACUUACAAGUUCCUCAACUUCUCUGGCUAAUUUAAUAUUUAAUGCAAAAGGUAAUGACACUAUAACAUUUUUAGAUGCUUAAGGGAAAUUCGAAAUGCAAAGUGGAACAACAUUAAAUAACAGGAAACUCACUUGUAAAAUAAAGAAAAACAAAACCUAUGCUAGCCACAUAAGUCCAUGAAUGCUGAGGAAGCAAAAAUUGUGGUAUUCCUCUCUCCAGUCUCACUGACGCUUCAUUUCUUUUUAU